Capra hircus (goat) is the source of this 4042-nucleotide messenger RNA. It is a transcript of the gene GPD1, whose product is annotated as glycerol-3-phosphate dehydrogenase 1. The coding region runs from base 2135 to 3499 and encodes 454 amino acids. Gene Ontology annotation, molecular function: protein homodimerization activity; glycerol-3-phosphate dehydrogenase [NAD(P)+] activity; NAD binding. The transcript has 8 exons. Lineage: Eukaryota; Metazoa; Chordata; Mammalia; Artiodactyla; Bovidae. Gene Ontology annotation, cellular component: glycerol-3-phosphate dehydrogenase (FAD) complex; cytosol. Gene Ontology annotation, biological process: carbohydrate metabolic process; glycerol-3-phosphate catabolic process. The record is from RefSeq and is a predicted model, not a curated record.
CUCAGGGCUCCCAUCUGCACACGGGCCGGAGACGUUUGUGUUCUCUGUGCCUGUCACUCUUUAACGUUUCACUCUCUCAACCCUGAGUAAGAUUUUGGUUCUUAAGACUGGCGUGGAUGUGCUCUGCUAUCAUCCUGGUACUGUAGAUGGCCAACCCCUCACUGGUAGAGCUAACACUCUCAGGAUUAGUUCCCAGUAGCAGAAGCAGGAGGUUCUGCCUCUGUUGCCGUCAUAAUAGGCUUGCUUCCCACCAGGUGGCUCUUUGCUUUCCUCCUCUGUGCCAUUAUCUAGCUUGGUUCUAACCAAGAAGGGAAUUUAAGAUACAGGACGAAGGCAACCACAUUUCAAAACUAAAAAGUUAACCUUUGCUUCCGUGGAUGUGAAUACUCAAGUAUUGCCUAUGUGCAGUCAAACCCAGCAAGGAUACAACCACUGUUCCCAGUCUGGACUGUGGGGGUUUAUCAGACUUGAGUAGGAAAAGCAGAGAGAAGUGUGUGUGGGUGAUAACUUGGAGUGGAAAAAAUUGAUGUCAAGGACAUUGAAAUGGCAUCUGUUUUCACCCAGGCUAAUUACAUGUGUAAUGAAUGGCUGAUGAACCAUUAUUAAUUUCAAGCAAAUAAUCUACAGUUUGCUCUUGGGAAAAGAACUCUUGUGUAACAGAUAAGUUCCUGUGACAAGCUAAUUCUGAAUCUCUACACACUUCAUUCCUAUAUAAAUGAACAAAUUCUUUGUCUCCUAAAAAUGAUUGUAGGGAGAAAAUGAGAGAUGGAAACAUUUAGGCAAAAACACGAGGUUAUUUUAUGCAUAAACAUCCAUUCUUUAGGGUUCUCAUCCUAUGUGCCAGGGACACAAGCAUUCUUUCUCUUCAUCACCCAUAAUCGGAGCUCCCAGCUGGCAGCCUGGCACUGGUGCCUUUUUCUCAAUGCCAGGGUAAUAACAGUAAUCUGCAGGAAGCUGGCUAUGUAGUAGGCUUAAUUUUGUUCCUAAGAGAAAUCAGCUGCUGAUUUCAUUUAUGUCCCUGUAAGGGAACUCCCUGGCCAUGGGAGCAGAGUAUGGUGGGCUUUUCCAGGGCAGUCUCUAGAACUCAGAAACCAUUUCUCCCCAGUCUUGGUCUCAGGGCCACUGACCCUGAUUCAGUGGUUGCACACAGCCUCCCCUCUGGCCCAGUACUUAGCACAGUUUGCAGCCAGCAACAGCCCAGUGGGACGGAAACACCCACUCAGCAGUUGGCCAAGCCAGGAGGUCAGCACGUGAGCACACAGUGGUGUCUGCUUUCCAGGCCAAGGUGCACAGACGGCUGGAGUGUUAGGGGCCUUUGCCCCGCUCUCCACAUCAGCCUAGAAACAGAAGCUCGCUGCUUAAACAUUGCUGUGGGCAACGUAGAGCCUUGAGCUACUCAGUGUGUCCCUUGCACUCUCCCUCCCAAAAGCACACACCCCACUUAGUCUCAGUUACAGCAUCUGAGACCACAAGGCUCUACAAGGCUCACAGCUGCCCCAGGUCCUGCCUCCCUCCCCUUUCUGGCUUCUGCAAAAUAGCCACUAAGCUGAAGGAGCCCCUGGCAUGGUAGUAGCUGGGAAACCCAAGAGAGAAGUGAAGGAAGCUCAGUGCCUCUCAAGGACAGUGAACACUUGGGCUGCCUGCCUUCUGUCCUCCUCAAGCCCAGAGUCUGCAAAAGACUUGUGGACCACUUUGCGUCCAACUUUAACCCUUCCUGCCCUCCUUUCUGGAAGGCAUUCAGGUGAGGCGAGACCCACUGGUGGGUUCUGUUUCUCAGGCUAGUGGGGUCUUCCUAUCCUUUGGCUGCCCCCAAAGCAGGCCCUCCUCUCACCUUCUAUGUAGUCUUACCUUACGUAAAAGGGCUCACACCCUCCACCUCACUCAAACACAGCGCUGCAGUGGAGCUAGAGUGGGACCAGUGACACGUGACCCAUCACUGCCAGAGGAUAAACCUGCAGAGGAGUUUUGGGGUCCUGGGAGAUCAUGUGGGGGCAAUUCCUACCUUGGAAAAGCAAGCAUGCCUGUGUCUGCUGCUAGGACUGAAUACAGCUUAUUCCAGGGCUAGGGGACAGAAGGGAGUGCAGGGGACUGCUCGCUUGUUCCUUAUCUGGGCUUGCUCUUGGCAGACCUCAAGAUGAGCCCAUUGCAGGGAGGGAGGGGGGUGAGGACCUGGGCAGGAGCCAAGGGAAGAAGCCUGCCAGCACCGUCAGCUGGCAAACCUAAGAGGAAAAGCGGGCCCUGUCUGUGCCCCAUUCCUGUUCCCCACCUGUCUCUCCCCUUUUCCCCCCUUUCCCUGGCCCUGCCAGACUGUCUCCCUGGGUGCCCGCCUUCCCUCCCCUGGAGGGCGGGGCUUGGCUGCACCCACGUGUGUUGGAGUUAUAUGCUCCCAGCCGGCAGGGGAGCUGGGGAGAGUGGCACCCAGCUGGCGGCUCAGGCAGAGAGCAGCACCAUGACCGGCAAGAAAAUCUGCAUUGUAGGCUCUGGCAACUGGGGCUCAGCCAUCGCCAAGAUUGUGGGUGGCAAUGCAGCCCAGCUGGCACACUUUGACCCACGGGUGACCAUGUGGGUGUUUGAGGAAGACAUCGGGGGCAGAAAGCUGACAGAGAUCAUCAACACACAGCACGAGAAUGUCAAAUACCUGCCAGGGCACAAGCUGCCCCCCAAUGUGGUGGCUGUCCCUGAUGUGGUCCAGGCUGCAGCGGAUGCCGACAUCCUGAUCUUUGUGGUGCCCCAUCAGUUCAUCGGCAAGAUCUGCGAUCAGCUCAAGGGCCACCUGAAGUCUGAUGCCAUUGGCGUGUCUCUUAUUAAGGGGGUAGACGAGGGCCCCAAGGGGCUGAAGCUCAUCUCUGAAGUGAUUGGGGAGCGCCUUGGCAUCCCCAUGAGCGUGCUGAUGGGGGCCAACAUUGCCAACGAGGUGGCUGAUGAGAAGUUCUGUGAGACAACCAUUGGUAGCAAGAACAUGGCUCACGGACAGCUUCUGAAAGAGUUGAUGCAGACACCCAAUUUCCGCAUCACGGUGGUGCAGGAGGUGGACACAGUAGAGAUCUGUGGGGCCUUAAAGAAUAUAGUGGCCGUGGGGGCUGGCUUCUGUGACGGCCUGGGCUUUGGCGACAACACCAAGGCGGCUGUGAUCCGACUGGGACUCAUGGAGAUGAUCGCCUUUGCCAAGCUCUUCUGCAGCGGCUCCGUGUCCUCUGCCACCUUCUUGGAGAGCUGCGGUGUUGCCGACCUCAUCACCACCUGCUACGGAGGGCGGAACCGGAAGGUGGCCGAGGCCUUCGCCCGCACAGGAAAGUCCAUUGAGCAGCUGGAGAAAGAGAUGCUGAAUGGACAGAAGCUGCAGGGGCCCCUGACAGCCCGGGAGCUGCACAGUAUCCUCCAGCACAAAGGCAUGGUGGACAAGUUCCCUCUGUUCACAGCUGUAUACAAGAUAUGCUACGAGAACCUGCCAGUGGGGGAAUUCAUCCUCUGCCUGCAGAAUCAUCCAGAACAUGUGUGAGCAGGCCUGAGGCCCAGGCCAGGCAGCCUCUUUAUCAAUGGAGACAGGCAGAAGCUUGGGGUGCCUGGCCACCAGGAGCUCCGGGACUCCCCACAGAGCAGCGUCUUCUUAGCUUUUCACUGAGUGACAGGAGGCUGAGGGCCCGGGUUCCUGCCUGGAGAUCCUGAAGCAGCCCACAACCUCUUGGCCAUCACAUCUCACCGGAAAUGGAGUUGCCUAGUCCCUCUCCAAAUGGGGAGCUUUCUCCCUAUCCUGUGAGAGGGGCAGAAUCAGCCCCAGAGUGGCCUGCUUUGGGCCUGUGAGGGGAGGAGGGGAGGGAAAGGGAGGUAAGGUAAGGGCUGCUUCGUGCUGCCUCACAUAGACCAGAAUUCUUGUCCCCAUGCCUCAGCUACAAGAGGGAUGAGGCAAGGGCUGCAGGGAGGGGUCUGGGCUUUUGAGCUGACAUGGCCCCAGGGACCCCUUUGCUCUGACCUCUGCCAGGCCCCACAGGGCAUCAAUGGAUCUCUCAGUGUUUGUUCAUAAAAUACAAAGAUCUCAAACAAC